Messenger RNA from Corythoichthys intestinalis (scribbled pipefish), 4194 nucleotides. Its product is annotated as glypican-1-like. The transcript is spliced from 10 exons. Lineage: Eukaryota; Metazoa; Chordata; Actinopteri; Syngnathiformes; Syngnathidae. Gene Ontology annotation, molecular function: fibroblast growth factor binding. Gene Ontology annotation, biological process: cell migration; regulation of protein localization to membrane; negative regulation of fibroblast growth factor receptor signaling pathway. The coding region runs from base 216 to 1817 and encodes 533 amino acids. The record is from RefSeq and is a predicted model, not a curated record. Gene Ontology annotation, cellular component: cell surface; plasma membrane; extracellular region.
CUUCGAAGUAGGGGCAGAGGAGGGGAAAAAGGUGCCGGGUGUACCCGACACCUACCUACAGCUGCGCGUUGUUGUUCCUUUGCCGCAGAAAUACAACCGGCUUCCCGGUACACUCUGGCUAAACAACCGCCACCGCACCUGUGACAAGGACUCGUUGUGAAGAACUCCGAUUUUUGUCUUUAGCAGCUAGGUUUACUUGGACUACACUUGGAAAGAUGCUCGUCCUGGUGCUCUCUCUGCUGCUGGGUCUGACUGGAGCAGCAGGGCAGGCACCGGACAGGAGCUGCGCUGAUCUGCGCCAGUUCUACACCGGAAAAGGCUUUACGCUGGCCGGAGUACCACAAACGGAAACCUCCGGUGAACAUCUUACAACCUGUCCCAAGGGUCCAACCUGUUGUACGAACAGCAUGGAAGAAAACCUGGAGGUACUAAGUGGAAGAGAGACAGAGGGCCUGAUCAGGGAGGCCGGCAGGUCACUGCAGGCCGCUUUCAACUCCCUCUAUCGAAGUUUUGACAACUAUUUCACUGAACUUCACAGUCGCUCUGAACGUUCCCUCCAUGAGGUGCUAUCUCCGCUUGGUGCCUCAUACUCCCAGAAUACAAGACUUUACGGAGAUUUGUACUCCGACCUGAAACAGUACUAUCGAGGCUCUGCCCUCAACUUGGAUGAGACGUUGACUGAAUUCUGGUCACACCUUCUGGAACGCACCUUUAAAAGCUCUACUCCGAGAGAUAUCAUCCUGUCUGAGGACUACCUAGAGUGUGUUGCUAAGCAACAGGAGACCUUGCGACCAUUUGGAGAUGUCCCCCGGGAUAUGAAAGAAAAGGUUAUACGGGCUUUUGUCACAGCCAGGUCGUUUGUCCAGGGGCUGAUCAUCAGUGGGGAGGUUGUCAGAAAGGUCUCACAGGUUCCUCUGAGUCCAGAAUGUGUUAAGUCCUUGGUGAAGCUGGUUUACUGCCCACACUGCCUUGGUCUCGCCUCUGUCAAACCCUGUGACAACUACUGCGCCAAUGUUAUGAAGGGCUGCCUCGCCAACCAAGCUGAUCUGAACCCAGAGUGGCAGAAUCUUAUAGAUACCAUGAUCCAGGUGGCAUCUAGUUUCAGCACAGAGCCCAAUCUUGAUUUGGUUCUGUCAUCCAUCCCUUCGCAGAUCUUUGAGGGUGUCUACCUGCUCAAGGAAAACAUUGACACAUUUUCAGCCAAAGUGUAUCAGACAUGUGGAACUCCAGUUGAUACAGGCACAGGAAGUCCUACGGUUCAUGAGUCCAAGAAAAAGAAGAGCGGCUCUCUGGCUGCUUCAGAAUACAAACCCUCUCCCACAGUGUCAGAUCUCUCUAGUAAAUUAAGGGAAAUGAGGCAGUAUUGGCUUCAGCUCCCCAUGGCACUUUGCAGCAAAUUGGCAGCAGGUGGCGCCAGCAAGGAUACAUGCUGGAAUGGGAUCACAAAAGCCAGAUACCUUCCUGAAGUGAUGGGAGAUGGCUUGGCUAACCAGAUCAACAAUCCAGAGGUAGAGCUUGACAUAACAAAGCCAGAUAUGACAAUCCGACAGCAAAUAAUGCAACUCAAAAUUAUGAGCAACAGGCUAAAAAAUGCCAUGGAUGGGAACGAUGUAGAUUUCCAGGAUGCAAGUGAUGACAUUAGCGGCUCAGGAAGUGGAAUGUGUCUGAGUGGUCAUUGUACUCGAAGCAGGCCAGGACUGUAUGCAUACCCACAAGACAAUGAGAAAGUCACAGGUGAAGCCACAUGCCAAAGCCACCCGUCUAGCCUUGUUGUAUCGCUCCUCCUGCUGGCUGGCCUGCUACUUCUUCAGCGAUGAUACUCUGCCUUCUGCCAGACUCUUUAGUGCAGUGAAGGACUAACAUUGCCAAAAUUGAUAAUGAAGAGAAACCAAAACUGGCAGUAACAGCAGUCUUUGUUUGGUUUGCUGCGUUGUACUGUAGUUUGAUUGCUUUUGUUGAGCUGGUUUCAAUGAAUUCUAAGGAAGAAGAUAAAUGAAACAAGAUGUUCGGAAAGAUGACAGAUGGUGCAAAAUCAACCAAAUGUCUAUAAUGAUGACUUUGAUGUCCUGAAUGCUCUAUUGUUCUUUACUCAGAAGGGACAGGGCUCUGUGGCAAAUGCUGUGGUGUAUUUUUAUUUUAUUUUAUUUUAUUUAAAAAAAAAAAAAACGGUGUCAAGGGUGUGUAUUUAAACAACAUUGUGUAAGUUGUAAAUGUAUGUAUAGCCAAGUGUGCAUUAUCAUUGCAUACAUUGGAAACAAGACUGUCAACAUGGUGAGCCAUGUGUGUACAUUUAUAAGUUAAUACUCAAUUGGGAAUGAAUCAUUUAUAAUCUGUGAUGUAAAUGUUAAGAAAUCGUGGUGCGUGUGAGUAUUGCAUAACAAAUAUUUGGUGGGAUUUGUUUGGAUUCCCCAACGACAACAACCCUCCUCAAUGUAUGACAUGUCGUGAUUCAAAUUGUUAAUGUUGUCAUCAACUUUGAAAUCAGCAGUUAUCAAAACAUCCAUAAACAAAGCACAGACUAGCAAGGUACUGAAAUGAUGUUAUUUUUUGCUGUUAUUACAAAAAAUGUCACAUCAUUCUACCAUUUUUAGAUGUCAUGCUGAGCAUAUUUCACAUCAGACAACUCGAGGGGAUUUUUCAUUGAAUGCUUGCAUGCCUGGCUUAAUCCACUGCUCCAUAUGACGUCUUAGAAGCAACAUAUCAGGAUUAGCUGAGGAUAAAGGGCACAGCUAAGCACCUUUGGGAAAAACAAAAAGACAAAAAGCAAAUAACUCAACUCUUGAUUUAAGAUACUCCCCAGUUCUUGUUUCAUACUUGUAACUCAAUAUUUAAGCAGAACUACAGCACUUAGUGGGAGCCUCAUCAACGGUAAAGAUUUCUGCUAGAUUUACUGUAUCUUUGGAAGAUAUUUUCCCAUUUACCAGUGCAAAGAAAAAUAUAGACUACACCAUGCAGGACCAAAAUAAACAAAACUAAAGCUUUCUGAACACAUUUGUAAAUCUUUUGGAAGUUUAACAUCAACACUGAAAUUAUGCAUAUUUUCUUUUGUCUCCAAUUUUUAUUUAUAUUAUGUACUCAUUCAUUUCCGACACCACUGAGCCUUUUCAGGGUUAAGGGGGUUUGCUGAAACUAAUCCCAGGUUACUCCAUGGCGGACUUACACCCAGCCCAGGACUGGUCACGAGUCAGUCCCAGGGCACAUAUAGUGGUCUGAAAAAGUAUCUGAACCUUUUGGAAUUUCUCACAAUUCUGCAUAAAAUCACCAUCAAAUGUGAUCUGAUCUUUGUCAAAAUCACUCAGAUGAAAAAACAGUGUCUGGUUUAACUAAAACCACCCAAACAUUUAUUGGUUUUAAUAUUUUAAUGAUGAUAACAUGCAAGCAAUGACAGAACGAGGAAAAAUAAGUAAGUUAACCCUCUGCCUAGCAGACUAGAGUGUCUGCUAAAGACUUACAGAAAUCACUUACACAGUCCACUAUUUCUGUGCACACAUCAACUAUAUAUAAAACUAUGGCCAAGAAUGGUGUUCAUGGGAGGACUCCGCGGAGGAAGCCACUGCUGUCUAAAAAACAUUGUUACUUGUUUCAUGGUCGCAAAAAGGCACUUGGACACGCCACAAAAUUUAUGGCAAAAUAUUCUUUAUUGUUUGUCAUGUGUGGAGGAAAAAUUGAACCGCUCACGAACAUCAACACCUCAUCCCCACCGUGAAGCAUGGUGGAGGGAGCAUCAUAAUUUGGGGCUGUUUUGAUGCCUUAGGGCCUGGACAACUUGCAGUUAUUAAUGGAAGAAUGAAUUCAAAAGUUUAUCACAAAAUAUUAAAUGUGAUCGUUCACUUACUUAUUUUUCCCCCAUCUGUCAUUGUUUGUGUACUAUCCUCAUUAAAAUAUGAAAAACUACAAAUGUUUGGGUGGUUUUAGUUAAAGCAGACACAUUUUUUUCCAUCUGUGUGAUUCGAACAAAGAUAGAUGACAUUUGAUGGUGAUUUUAUCCAGAAAUGAGAGAAAUUCCAAAAGGUUCAGAUACUUUUCAUACCACUGUAUUCACACCAGAACUAAACUUUACAGUUUACACCAUCACUAAGUGGGAACUGACCCCAUGCUGCCUGCACUAAUGUCUGGAAUGUACCGCUACACGACCGGUAAAACUGCAUUGUGUACUGCUUUUUUGAAAUACAAACAAAAGAAAUAAUAACUACA